CAACGCUGGUGGCAAAAUCGCAAGAUUAUCAUCACUGGUCAUCCUGUUUUUUUUUAUUUGAAUUGAAGGAAAAAAAUCGAAGCCGACGCAAAUGAAGUAUUUCAGGAAAUUGCAAUAUUUUUAAGAUUAUUAUCUUGCAAUUGUUAGAAGUACAAGUCAAAUUAAAAUUAUAGUGAUCUAAAUAAUCUUGGGAGUAAGACAAAAAUGGCCAAUGCCUACGAAGGUAAUGGUGAAUAUUCCAAUUACGCUGAGGAUGAAAGCGAAUAUGGAAAGCAGCGUAAAAUGACAGCUACAGGGCCGCACAAUGGCGACAAUAAUCAUGGAGAUCUUCAUCAUCAUGGCACGAAUACAAAUAUGACUCCAGGUGAAAAUAGUUACCUCAAUGAAAAGGCAAACGAUUAUAUUAGGGACUGUCUAAACGAAAAAUCUCGUAUGGAUCGUAAAUUUCCAAUAGCUGAGAAACUUUUAGAUACGGAAAUUGAGAAAGUUCAGACAACAGGACGUCUACCGUCGAGGGAACAGAAAUAUGCCGAUAUAUAUCGUGAGAAGCCUUUGAGGGUAUCACAGAAAGUUCUAGUUCCAAUUAGAGAGCAUCCUAAGUUUAAUUUUGUGGGCAAAUUGUUGGGGCCGAAAGGAAAUUCUUUGCGGAGACUGCAAGAGGAAACAAUGUGUAAAAUGACAGUUUUAGGGCGCAAUUCAAUGAGGGACCGUGUUAAAGAAGAGGAACUUCGCAAUUCUAAAGACCCUAAAUACUCUCAUCUGAACAGUGAUCUUCAUGUGGAAAUAUCUACAGUAGCUCCUCCAGCAGAAGCUUAUGCUCGAGUAGCAUAUGCAAUGGCCGAAUUGCGCAAAUAUCUUAUACCGGAUAGUAACGACGUAAUUAGACAAGAGCAAUUACGGGAACUUAUGGACAGCACACAUAUUUCUGAUGAGCAAAAAUCAUUAAACUUCAACAAAAAAGUUUCACCAUAUCAAGUGGGUGCAGCCGGUGGCGGUAGUGGCAUUGGAAUAUUAACAGGCGGACCUAACGCAGCUGUUGCCUCAUUGGGACCAUCCUGUUCAAAUUCAUUGGCAAAUCAAACGAAAAAUGUUACUCCAUAUAGAUCUUCUAGCCAAAAUGCUGUUGGCCCAACUUCAUCCACAGUAACGUCAUAUAACAAAACCAAUAUAGCACCCAAGCAGAAAGUCAUGUCAAUAUUAGAAAAGGCACGUUCUGCAAUGGAGGAAACGUACGGUCGCGGUUACGACGAUAAUCCGCCAUAUGACCACCAUCAAGCACCUCAUUCAUACGAUUCAUAUGCCACAUAUACAGGGCAAGCGACACAAACCCCAGCUGGACAUAACCCCCACGGCCCUCAGACGCCGGGUAUUGGUAUCAACACUUUGAAUUCGGCUAGAGCUCCAUACGAAACGGUUGAAUAUGAGACAAACGAUUACAACAGACGUGAUUAUUAUCAGAACCCAAAUGCGGCAUCCACAUCAAGUUAUGGAGCUUCUGGUAUUCAGCCACCAAAUAAUGGCGGCAUAAAUCCAAAUCAAAAUCAAAACCGUAGUCAUGUUAACAGGUGAAAUAUAUUUUCAUCGCAAAAACAACAACUGCAACAGCAGCAACAAAUAAAUACAAAUAAUAACAAUUCAGUUUCGAGAUUACGUUGCCCUUCAAUUUCAUCCUUUUCAACUUCUUCCGCGGUGUUAAAACCUGGAAACUUGUCUCACUUAUCCGCCUCAGUUGACGUAAAGUCAGGCUUUUCAAAUUCGACUAACAACUCGAUAAAUUCUAAUCUUAGCGGUUCAAUUUUUAUGGCCACUGCAUCUGGAAGCUCUUCUUACCAGACAUUACAAACACAAUCAUCAUCCACAACAGUAACAUCUGUUGCAGCAACAGAAACACCACUAACAAAUAAUUCACAUAUUAGCCCCACUUUACGUACAAUGACAAUACCAACACAAAUCUUCCCACCGUCUCUUGUCCAAAAUCAACCAAUAUCUACUACAAACAAUGAAACUCAGAACACUAACAUAACAAAUAUUACAAAUCAAAAAAAUUCAUGUUUCAAAAAUACCAACACCACUUCAGAGGCGGCGUUAGUUGAAACAACAAUAUCUCCCUUCAAUAAUCUCCAUCGUACUUUCGAUAGCAAUAAAACAUUAUUGGCAUCAACUACUUCGACUUCGAUUACCAAUCAACGUUCAUCCGCAACUGCUAGUUUACUUUUUGUAAGACCCGCAAAUCAUUCUAAUACUCUUCAUGUCGUACAAUACAACAGUACAGUAAAAUUAACAACAGAAUCAACUACUAUAACAAUAACAUCACAACAUACUCAUCUUAACAGCAUCAGCAUUUUGUAUUCAAUCAAAUGUUGGUCAAUUGUACCAGUAUCUAAUUCUUUUUGCAUAUGAAUAUUUUAAUUUCGAUAAAAAAAAAUACAUAUUGACGGGACCUACAUUCCCUUAUUCCUUCUCGCACAGUGUAAAAUUAACAUUUUAAAAAUUUCAUUUUUAAUUGAUGCUCUUCUUAAUAUUAAACAUUACCACUUAGUUUAAAUCACGGAUUGAAUUAAUGCUAAAAUUAAAAGACUUUAAGUCUUAUAAAAAUACAAUAAUAGACGAAAACAAAACAAGAAAACUAUAAUUAUAAAUAAACAUUAAAAGAGAUUAAAUAAAUUAAGAUAAAACUCUAACAAGCCCUUGAUUAAGGGACCCUUAAAAACAUGAUGAACUACUUAUAUUUAUAAAAAAAAAUGAAAUUUACUAUAUAUUUACAAUUGAA
Molecule: messenger RNA, 2770 nt
Organism: Lucilia sericata (common green bottle fly)
Lineage: Eukaryota; Metazoa; Arthropoda; Insecta; Diptera; Calliphoridae
Gene: qkr54B
Product: KH domain-containing, RNA-binding, signal transduction-associated protein 2
Exons: 8
Coding region: 205-1569 (454 amino acids)
Biological process (GO): regulation of alternative mRNA splicing, via spliceosome
Cellular component (GO): nucleus
Molecular function (GO): mRNA binding
Source: RefSeq, a predicted model, not a curated record